AUGUUCCGUCAGUUCCAGGCCUCCUGUCUUGUCCCAUUGUUCCUGGUUGGCUUUGCUCAGCAGACCUUAAAGCCUCAAAAUAGGAAGGUGGAUUGCAACAAAGGGGUGACAGGCACUAUCUAUGAGUAUGGAGCCCUCACUCUCAAUGGCGAGGAGUACAUCCAGUUCAAGCAGUUUGCAGGCAAGCACGUCCUGUUUGUCAAUGUAGCCACCUAUUGAGGCUUGGCAGCUCAGUAUCCUGAACUGAAUGCACUACAGGAGUUGCUGAAGAAUUUUGGUGUCAUUGUGUUGGCCUUUCCCUGCAACCAGUUUGGAAAACAAGAACCAGAAACAAACUCAGAAAUACUUCUUGGUCUCAAGUAUGUGCGUCCAGGUAGUGGCUUUGUCCCCAAUUUCCAGCUCUUUGAGAAAGGGGAUGUGAAUGGAGAAAAAGAACAGAAGGUCUUUACUUGCCUGAAGAACUCCUGCCCUCCGACCUCUGAUCUUUUGGGCUCAUCAAGCUAACUCUUCUGGGAGCCCAUGAAGGUUCAUGAUAUCCGCUGGAACUUUGAGAAAUUUCUGGUGGGGCCCGAUGGAGUCCCUGUCAUGCACUGGUGCCACCAGGCUCCAGUCAGCACAGUCAAGUCAGACAUCCUGGAGUACCUAAAGCAGUUCAAUACCCACUAG
Molecule: messenger RNA, 666 nt
Organism: Nomascus leucogenys (northern white-cheeked gibbon)
Lineage: Eukaryota; Metazoa; Chordata; Mammalia; Primates; Hylobatidae
Gene: GPX6
Product: glutathione peroxidase 6
Biological process (GO): response to oxidative stress
Molecular function (GO): glutathione peroxidase activity
Source: RefSeq, a predicted model, not a curated record